CGAGCAUUCUCUGUCGCGGUCCAACGCCGGGGCGACAGGCGGCCGACGUUGCUUCCCGCCGUGCGGUCACACGAGUCCUGCGACGUAUGCAGCACAUUGGCAUUCCUUGACAGAGCAUUCUGCAGAGGCGAUCACAGUACGGACGGGCGGCUGGGAUCCCCCCAACCUAAUCCACUCACACUCACCCACACGGGCGACUGAGGUUGCGGCCAGCAAGCAAUUUCUCCUAUCCUAAUGCGCAUUUCGGCCGGCCAAACGCAGCCUCGAACGUCCGCGCGCCGGUGCUGCCCCUCUUGCUUCGGGCCUCAGACGCGUGCCCACACUCCCCGGUACGGCGCUCUCGAUCAACACAGUUGCUGUUGCCAUCGGCGCCCUCGUCAGCCUGUUCCUCUUCGUCUUCUUCCGCUUCCUCGCUCUCGUCCGGACCGCGGUCAGCUCGGCCGCUCUGCGCUCGUCGGACGAGGACGGGCAGCCGCAGAGGUCUGCCGCUCCUUCCCAACUAGGGGCCCGUCCAAUUUCCCCAAAAAACAACGGCUACCAGAUCCGCGCCGCAGGCACGUGACACAUCACAGGCGCCUCUGCAGCCCGCGUCCGCGGCAGCCCUCGUCUCCUUCAACCCUACACAGCCCGCCGCACGCCCGCCUCCAGCUCGCCGUCGUCCGACCAACACGUCCCAGUUGCAAUCGCAGUCGCAAACGCGUACGAGACCCACCCACAUCUCCAGGGGCGCUCAUCCCACCGGAAAUCCCCACCAGCCACUUCCCACUCCGCGCUGGUCCCUGACACAGCGCAUCUUUCACUUCACCAACUGGACACCCGCUCUGAGCGUCGGCGCGUCAGCGACCGCCAGGGGAAGCGGACGACCCGCCACGCCUAGGGCGCACGCCGCGCGCCUCUGGAACCCGCAGAAUUUCUCUCCACGCGCGCCUGCGAUACCCAACGUUCCAGUAGUUCAUCCUGACAUUGCACGCACUGCUGAUAGGCCCGGCAAGUCAAAGGACGCCGAAGGCGAUUACCCUCUGCUCUCUGUGCCCGAACAGCGCACAAGUCGGCAGAGUCCGCAAGGAACCUCGCUUGCCGGGAACCGCACAAGCGCCGACUACAGUGCCCGACAAAGCGUUAAGCUACCGGCCGAGGUUAGAAAAAGCCCGCUCAGUGAUCGCUUCCCCUUUGGGAUCAGUGAGGACACGCCUCGUGGAGGAGAACGCGUAGGCGAGGAAGGUGGUGGUCCAGGCCCAACAACAGAAGCUGCCAGGAAAGCAGCCCAACAAAGAGCUAUUCGCCAGGAACGCAUGGACAAGAAAGAGAUGGCCACCGGAGAUCUUGGCAGUUCGCCGACUCGAGACGUUGAAAAUGGACGUCUACAAGUUCUGAAGAGAUCUCCAAGCAGAGCUUCGAUUCCGCAGUCCAGAGAUGGCGAUCAGGGUGCUCAGACGGAUGACGGCGACGAAUACGAAUGGGGACCAUCGCACCCAUGCUUUCCGCAUCUGAAUCCGCAUGUGCCGGUCAACUCGCCCCUCUAUCAGUCGACGCGCAUCAUUCGUAUUAAGCGCGAUUGGAUGCAGGUCGGUGAUCUGGCCCCCACGUUCAGCAAUCUCUAUCCGGAGGUAUUAGACCCAAACAUCUCGGAAGAUCAGUUCAGACGGAUCAUUGAGUAUAUCAACAAAGAGCUCAUUGAGGCCUUCAAUCCGUACAGUGCCCGAAACUUCGUCGACACUAUUUUGAGCGUGGCUACAUUCUGGCUAUGGGAAGACAUGGGUUUCGUCGCCAUCAAGCACCGCCUGGAGAAGCUGGAGAAGUGGAUUGCCGACUGGAACCGAGACGUGGGAAUGAAGGAGGGUGUGAGCAUCAUUCCAUUGAGACGCACAGGAUAUCUCACCCUUGACAUCCAGAUACCAGAUCCACAAAUUGGAAUCGACCUCAGCCUCGUCUCAAGGCCACACACCAGCAUAUCAGAUCGACCGCGUGAGUUAGGCGACGUUGGCGCUUACCCAAUCAACUUGUCGCCCACUAUGUCUCAGCAUCACUCCGCUGGAAUUGCUGUCUAACUUAAAACAUUUUCUUUUGAUUCCUCAUUACGCCGUGCAUUUAUAGACUGAAACAUGGUGCAAAAGCAUACGAGGCAAGCAUCGCAUUAGUGGAGUUUUGUUCGGUCUUCUACCAGCUUGGAGAUCGGAGAGUUCUUUUUACUUCUUUGACCGCUGAUCGUAUGCGUCAUGGCAGUUGCAUUCUAUUCUAUUCCUUUUGGCUUUUUUUCUUUUAAUGGCUCUCCACUUAUGUGGAACGGAUUGAUAGUGCUUUGCUCUAACGAUACCCUAGUAUAAACUUUACCCGUAAUCACUAUAACAAUUGAAUUCAAUAAUCAA
Molecule: messenger RNA, 2366 nt
Organism: Verruconis gallopava
Lineage: Eukaryota; Fungi; Ascomycota; Dothideomycetes; Venturiales; Sympoventuriaceae
Exons: 2
Coding region: 1293-2048 (251 amino acids)
Biological process (GO): peptidyl-L-cysteine S-palmitoylation; protein targeting to membrane
Cellular component (GO): extrinsic component of endoplasmic reticulum membrane; endoplasmic reticulum palmitoyltransferase complex
Source: RefSeq, a predicted model, not a curated record